This is a messenger RNA of Rotaria socialis, 975 nucleotides long. The record is from the annotation of a GenBank genome assembly. Lineage: Eukaryota; Metazoa; Rotifera; Eurotatoria; Philodinida; Philodinidae.
AUGUUUUUAGCCACCCGCCACAUUAACAAUGUUUUUGGCAAUAGUUCAGAUAUUGAGUUAAAGCAUAAUGGCGGAUCUCCUGGAUUUAUCCUAGCUUAUGAAGAAAACGGAAGUACAUAUAUCGUUAUUCCAGACUUUUCGGGAAACCGAUUCUAUCAAUCUCUUGGAAAUAUUGGAAAUGAUAGAGUUGCUGGUGUUGUCUUCCCUUGUUUUGCCACUGGUGAUAUGCUUCAUGUGACUGGUAUUGCUGAAAAUAUUUAUGAUGAUGAAGCCGAACGUAUUAUGCCUCAAGAAAAUGCUUCAUUUAAACCUGGAGGAUUCAUGGUUUUCGAUUUCGCACAUUUGAUUCAAAGAGAAUAUCGUCACAUGGGCAAUCGCAAACCAAUACCAAUCAACGAUGACUACGUUAGAACAUGGUCUAUUUCUUCAUCACCACCAUUUGAUCCAAAUACGAAUACAUUCCAAGCGACAAAUAAAGUAUCAUGCACCCUCAAGCAUCAACGUCAUGGUGUUAUAUCUUCUUUGUUGCAUUCUCGCUCAGUGGAUCAGCAGCCACCACUGUGUACCAAGUUCUUUGGAGUGGGAGGUGAAUUCACCUGUUUCGAUGAAUCUAAUCAAACUUCCCAAAAACUUUUAUUUCUUGCUGAUGGCAUAGGCUUCACACCCUUCUUGGCUAUGUUCGAAGCUCUGACUCAAACCAAACAGAAGGUUGAUAUCGCCGUUUUAUUUGCUGGUCGUGGUGAUGAAAUAGAUCUACUCAAACACUUGAUACCAGCUGAUAUUGUUUCACCCAUGUCGAACAUUCCGACCACUGGAUCCCGUAGGAUACUCCAGAAAAUAUGCGGGAAAGUCGCCAUAUCCUGCAGGAAAACAUGGAAAAUCACUGGAACAUGGAAGCAACAUUCCGGUAAAAAAUACGGCCGAACUUUUCCGGUCGAUUCCUGCCAAGCUGCGGUGCUUUCCAGCAGGAAUUGA